AUGCUACGGCUCACGUCUGACCACUUCCCAGUCUUCGUCCCUUUAGGGGUCAUAGGAUUCUACCGCUAUCUGUGGUACUUCAUCCGCAUCGCCGCCGCUUUCACCUACCGCGCCAUCCCCCUGCCAGAGAACCCUACAUACGUCGCCGAUGAGGACGUCACGAUCAUUGUACCCACCAUCGACGCCGGCGAGGAGUUCAAGGAAGCCGCACACAGCUGGCUCGCCGGAAAGCCCAAGGAGAUCCUCAUCGUCACCGAAGAGAAGAUGCGCGGGCCCCUCCAGGCCCUCGCCGACUCCGUCGACCCGGCACGCAUCCGCGUGCUCACCGUGCCAUAUGCGAACAAGCGGCUCCAGAUGGCCCAUGGGAUCCGACACACGCGCACGGACAUUAUCGUGUUCGCGGACGACGAUGCGAUCUGGCCACCGACGCUCCUCCCGUAUGUCCUCGCGUGCUUUGAGGACCAGCGUGUCGGCGGUGUGGGCACGAGCCAGAGGGUGCAGCCCGUCGGGGCGCGCAUGACUGUCUGGGAGGUCCUCGCCGCGUUUCGCCUGUCAAUUCGUAACAUCGAGAUCGCUGCGAGCACGCAUAUCGACGGCGGUCUACCUUGCUUGAGCGGACGCACGGCUGCGUAUCGCACCGUUAUCCUCAAGGACCCCGAGUUCCUCCAUGGCUUCACACAUGACUAUUGGCUGGGGAAGUACCAGCUCAACUCGGGCGACGACAAGUUCCUCACGCGGUGGAUGGUCAGUCAUGGCUGGGCGACGUAUGUCCAGUGCUGCAAGGAGGCGGAGCUCCUGAGCACGAUGAAGCCCAACUGGCGCUUCCUGAAGCAAGUCCUCCGCUGGACGCGUAACACCUGGCGGUCAGAUAUGCGCUCGCUAUUUAUGGAAAGGCAUAUCUGGACCGCGCACCCUUACGUUGCGUACACAAUGAUAGAUAAACUGAUCAACCCGUUCACGCUCCUCGCCGGGCCCGCGCUCGUCGUCUACGUGAUGUACAAGGGCACGAUCCCCGUCCUCCAGGGCGGGUAUCACCUCCCGCCAUGGAACGUCGUCGUCAGCUAUCUCGUCUGGCUCUUCGCGACGCGGACCAUGAAGCUCCUCCCGCACCUCUGGUACCGCCCCCAAGACGUAAUCUACGUCCCCGCGUUCAUCCUCUUCGGCUACUACUUCGCGAUCAUGAAGGUCUAUGCCCUCUUCACGCUUCAUGAGACCGGUUGGGGCACCCGCGCAGGCAUCGGCGACCCUACUGCUGCGACCGCUGCAGCGGACAAGCAGCCCUCCAGCGGCGACCCUGAGAAACAGACAGCGUCUGUGCCAGUGCGCUCGUACGCUUUCCCGUCCCAGUCUCAUGUUGGUCUCCAGCCACAAGACAGUUUCUAUACGCGAAACGACCCCGGAUACGCAUGA
This is a messenger RNA of Fomitopsis serialis, 1410 nucleotides long. RefSeq names its product nucleotide-diphospho-sugar transferase. The record is from RefSeq and is a predicted model, not a curated record. The transcript is spliced from 5 exons. The coding region runs from base 1 to 1410 and encodes 469 amino acids. Lineage: Eukaryota; Fungi; Basidiomycota; Agaricomycetes; Polyporales; Fomitopsidaceae.